This is a messenger RNA of Cryptomeria japonica (Japanese cedar), 642 nucleotides long. RefSeq lists its product as uncharacterized. Lineage: Eukaryota; Viridiplantae; Streptophyta; Pinopsida; Cupressales; Cupressaceae. The record is from RefSeq and is a predicted model, not a curated record. Bases 1 to 642 code for a protein of 213 amino acids. The transcript has a single exon.
AUGGUAGCUGAAGUGUUGAGUAGGAAUUUCUCCAAUUUGAUUAGGAGCAAUAGAAUCUCGGGGGUAAAGGCUACUUCCACUCUCCCUCCUAUGGUUAUGCAGCAAUUUGUGGACGACACCUUCCUUUUCGGCCUAUCGUCUGUGAUAGAGGCUAAAGAAUGGAAACAUCUACUAGAAGAGUACGCCCUUGCCUCUGGUCAACUAAUCAACUAUUGCAAGAAAAAGGUUUACUUAUUUUACACAGACAAAAUUCUCCAAGGUGAACUUAUUCAAUUCCUUGGAUGUAGUGUUGUUGAUCUCCCUGAUUCCUACAUGGGUCUCUCCCUCACUAUCAAGGAGGUCACCUCCCACUUUUGGGAAUCAAUCCUAGAAAGAAUGCAAAAGAAACUUAUUGGCUGGACUGGAAAAACUCUUAGUGCGGGUAAACUCCAGCUCCUGGCGGCCUCCCUUCAAGGUGUUCCUGUCUACUUUCUUUCUCUUUUCAAGAUUUCCAAUUCUAUGGCUAAGAAACUUGAGAGAAUCCAAAGAAGCUUUCUAUGGACAGGAUUGGAGGAGAAGGCCAGAAUCAUCUUAGUCAACUGGGAGAAGGUGUGCAAACCGAAGGUCAUGGGUGCCUUGGGAUUAGAAAAAUCUCUGAUCUGA